This is a messenger RNA of Symbiodinium sp. CCMP2456, 3786 nucleotides long. NCBI's taxonomy places the organism in Eukaryota, Dinophyceae, Suessiales, Symbiodiniaceae. The record is from the annotation of a GenBank genome assembly.
AUGUUUGGGGAUCCCCUUCUUAGCAGUCUGGAACCGGGCGCGACGCUCGAUCUGGUGGCAUACAUCACUCAGGCUGAUUUGCACGGGGCGAGCUUACAAACUCUUUGGCAUUCGGAAAGUUGCCGCUGCAAGGGUACGUUUUCUGCGGGAGGGGUUGUGACUCUCUAUGGCGUUCAGUACUUGGGCACCUACGGAAACUCUCAUCAUCUGAUGCAGUUGCCGGGGACGGUGGUGGUGCAACGCCCACCUUUGGACGCCAGGUCCUAUCUUUCCUUUAAGGAAGUCUUUGCAGGCAUCGGCGGAAUGACUCAGGGGGUUGUGUUGCUGGGUGGCCACAGCACAGCCGUGAUGGACAGCAGUCCGCUGGCAUGCGAUGCCCUCAGAGCACAGGGUACCACGGUCAUCACCGGUGACAUAUCUGACUCAGCCGCACGCCAAAGCUUGCACAUGAUCGAAGCGGAGACAAGAAGCCUCCUUGGAGCCAGCCUUCCGGGUCCUGGGCCCUUUCGGGGUUUGUGUUCAGGGUCAGUUGAGGGUUGCACCCAUCUGCAGUCAGUGCUGUGCUUGGCAUGGCAUGCACAGGCAAGCGGUCUUGUCUUGGAAGGUGAUCCUGUUGUCAUGCAGAGCCCGGAGUGCACGAAGCUGCUUCGCGAAUUCUCAGUUAAGGCAGGUUAUCACCAGACCGAGGUGAUUCUUGACCUCGCCCAGCAGUGGCCCAUGCAUCAGGUCCGUUACUGGGCGGUGCUGCUCCCUGCGCACUUGCCUCAACUACACCUCACUGCCUGGUCCGAAGCAGAGAAACUCCGGAUCAUUCGUGAUGUCAUACCGGAGUGGCCAAUCUGGCCUCAUGCUAUUGAGCAGGCGCUACAAUGGACGGACACCGAGAAAGCAGCAUUCGCGAGCCCCUCGUUUGGCCCCACCGACAGAACUUUGGAUCAGAAUAAGCCAGCCCCACCGGCCCACCAUUCUUGGGGCAAUGCCUUUCGACCCUGUCCCUGUGGUUGCCGCAGUGAGCCUUUCACUACCGAAGCCCUUCUGAAAACCGGACUUCGGGGACAAGGGGUGCCAUCGGCUCUCACACAGGAAAUGCGAUUCCCACAUGCCGAGGAAAUCGGUCUGCUGGCUGGACUUCUUCCCGGCCACCCGCUGCCAGGUGAACCGCGGGCUGCACUUUGCUUGGCCUGCCAGAUCACGUCGCCGAUGCAGGCACUCUGGGUUUUUGCGCACCUUAAGAAUUGGGCGUCAGCGGUGCAUGGUGGCCCUUCCUGCCGCCCACAGCAAGUGUUGCAUGAAUACCAGAGCAGGCUCCUUAAUGCACGACAGGACCAGUGGAUCACGCCCUCCAUUUUAGCAGGAGGCAGCAUCAUGUUGGAAUGUCCGGGCGGCCAUGUUGCAGUCCCUGUGAAUGGGCCCACGAAGGUAGGAGAUCUUCUCCGAGCCUACAAGGCUGAUCUUGAGCCUGGACUCAGUCUUAAGCUGCUGCAUGAGGGGCGUGCUCUUUCGCCUUCAGCGUUUUUGCACCCAGCGCCGCAGGGACCAAAGUACAGCCUGGUGAUUUCUGCCAAGCGUGCGCGGCGAGAGGUUUUGCCAGAGCCUCCUGCCCAAGCCAGCCAGCUUCCUGCCGCUGAUGCAUCCAGUCUGUGCCGCACGCCCUCUGCCAUCCGGACAGGUCAACUUGAUUGGUCUCCGGCUCCUGCGCUGCCAGAACCCUGCCCUGAACUUGAGCCCACUCGAGAGCAGCCAUUGCAAUUGCCAGGCCCCGCGUGCACUGCCCCAGCCAGCAAUGCCACUCCCCGUGGAAGCUUCACUGCUUCAGUGGCCCCCCUGACCCAGCCGACAGUGCCUGGACCUAGCGCACAGGUGCCGCUUGCGCAGCACUUUGCACAGUUUGGAACCUCAGGCUGCACUGAUGUUGCUAUCUGGUGCGGUCUUUGGGAACUAGUUAGAUCCAUCCCCGGAGCCUCGGCACUCAUACUUCCCCCAAAGAUUGCUGGAGCCCUUCUUGAAUUAGGUGCAGCUGACCAGCUUCGUCUCAAGCACCAUCCUGCCCUGGCCCUUCCGGAGGGCAUGCUGGUCUUUGUACCAUUUGUGCAUCAGGAACAUUGGACGCUGCUUGUGCUCAGCAUCUCAAAUGGCAGUGCCCUUGCUGAAGUCUUUGACGGGGUGCCCGGCCGCAACCUUGUCCAGGCUAAGCAACUGUCAACGCUCCUUUGUGAAUUGGCCGGUCGCACGCUGGAGACCGUGACUGAAUGCUGCACCUGGCCCCAGCGCACUCAGAAUGACUGUGGGGCCAUCCUACUAGCGCAUGCUGCAGGAAAACUUUCCGGAACCAAUGACCCGGCACAACUGCAGGAAGCCCAAGCCUUCAUUGCCACCUUUCCACCUUUGCCGCACUGCUUGUUGGGCAGGGGCGGGCUGUCGUCUGAACAAGAACAGGCCCUACAGAAGCUGCUUGUGUCCAAAGGGGUGCCCUCAGCCAACGUGGCCGCCAGACUUCAGCAGGCUGUUUCAAAGUUGGGUCCGGGCCCCAUAGCCGAGGCACUUCACAGCAGGAACCCGUGGCAGGCCCUCAAAUCUGCUGGAUCCCGCCCUGGCACUCUCUUCAAGUGGGUGCAACCGGACGAGCUAGAGAUGCACAUCGAACAGCGGGCUCAGGAGCGCUUCGGCACCGAGGUGGUCUUUGUCUCCCAAGGCUUUCGGGUGAUAUGUGGCGACUUCAACCACGACCUCAGCAGCCUCCAGCAGUGUGCGAUCUGGCUACAGGGGUGGAUUGAGGCUCAGGUGUCUGUCAUUGAAGCGUUUCAGGUCAGUCAGGAAGCGUGGCAUCAGCACGGGGACCAUCAGCCCAUCCCGCCGUGCUCCUCUGACCUCUGGUAUGCUCGUUUUGCAAAGGCGGUGGAACAGUCGCCGCACCAAACCGCAGACCUCUCGAGACCCAGCUCCUCCUCUGCGCCCAAGCAGGCAGCCAACCCAGCCGCAUCUGCUUUGGCAUACCGCCUCUCCCUUUGGCAAUCCAUCAAGACUGCGCGUGGAUUUCGCAAUGGCUUUCCUGCGUGGUGGUCCAGGCGACUGGUGCAACUUGUGGGCAGCCCAGCUUCAUUGCCUUUGUCGGUGCCUGCGGCCCCUUUGGCCAAAUUGCUGUAUGAAGACUUUCGCUGCAACUUCCGUCUUGAAGAUUGGCACCUCCGCCGGCGCAUGCAGAUUUUGGAUGCCAAAUAUGAUAAGUCUCUGUCCCAGAUCUAUAAGGAUCUGCGAGAGCCUGCCCCGGAGCAGGUGGACUCCCUUCAGGUGCGUCGUGACUAUGCCAUUUUGGCUGUCGCACCUUCUUGCGAUCAAGUGCACUUAGAUUCCCCAUUGGAUCGCCGGGGCUUCUCUACUUGGGCUGUCGACGGUGAUCCUGUGCGGAUCAGCUCUUGUGACGGUGACCUGUGCACUUUGACCGCUCCUGCAAGCCCAACCAGCAGCGUACUGGAGCAGGUACAGACGCUCUCAUCAGUUGCUGAUCUCUUUUCCGAAUUUAAGUCCCUUUGGGCACCCCGCUGGCAAUUGCACUCCACAACCACGUCCUAUGACUGGGACCGUUUUCUUCGCUUUGCAUCCGCUGUCCUGCCCUGCCACCGCCUUGUCUUGCCCGAGAUCACUGUGGAGGUGUGGACCCGUGCUGUCCGCCGCUUCAAGACCCGUGCUGCCCGUGGUCCUGAUGGCUGGGCCCGCCUAGACCUUUUGAACAUGCCUCCGCAACGCACGCAGGAGCUUCUUCACUUCCUGGCAGCAGUUGAGGCCUAG